Molecule: messenger RNA, 619 nt
Organism: Gryllus bimaculatus (two-spotted cricket)
Lineage: Eukaryota; Metazoa; Arthropoda; Insecta; Orthoptera; Gryllidae
Source: the annotation of a GenBank genome assembly
AUGUUACUACUACAAGUAGUGAAGUCAGAAGCAAGAUGGCCGCCUGCCAAUAGGCCUGAUGUUUCAGACGCGUGUCUCCGCUGCCAAGCCGAGAGCAAGCAGGACGCCCGCUACGGCCGCCAGGACUGCGUGGUGGUGUGGGGCGAGUGCAACCACUCCUUCCACUACUGCUGCAUGUCCUUGUGGGUGAAGCAGAACAAUCGUUGCCCGCUCUGCCAGCAGGAGUGGUCCAUCCAACGCAUGGGGAAGUAGGGGCGGAAGGAGUGCCACUCGCGGGGAGGAGAGGGUAUUGCUUUGUUAAACGAUGCUUUUGUAUGGUGAUAAACAAGGCAUUAUUUAUCAAUUCGUGUUGGAUUGUAAAAGAAUGAGAAAAUGGAAAAAUUGUAGACUGUAAUUGGAUAUCAUCAAUCAAUAAGAAGCCUUUUUAGUUAUUUAACUUUUUUUUUGCUUUCGUUUCUUUUGACAGUGUUUAAUAUUUCAAAAUAAUUUCAAAAUUAAUAAAUUCUGACUAUUAAAUGAAUGUCUUUGUGAAUGUAAAAUACGUGUAUUCAUAAUGAAUAUUGUAAUAGGUUAUAAAUGCCAAUAAAUUGUUUGCCUGUGGUAUAAAUUUAUUUUGUUA